CACACAGCACAUUAUCCGACAUGGGAGCCACUGCCAGCAAGACCCCGGCGGCUGUCGCGUCGGCCUCGCGUAGCCGUGUGAUCCGCACUAACGUGUCGCUGGAGCAGUUGGUCGCUCUGUCCCAUGGCGCCGCCGCCGAGCUCCCGGCGCAGACCCAGGUAGCAGCCGUCGAGAUGUCGGCGGCGCCAAUCGACUCGCAUGGUUCGCACGUGGAAUUGAUGGAGAUGCAGACGCAAAUGCUGGACGACGUUCAGAAAAUCGAGGAGUUUGACCGCGUCAAGUUCCUUGAGGAGAGUACACGCGCCUUUGAGGCCACCGCCAGUAGCCACCGCCCACGAUCAUCGCAGCCUGUGCGACUUCCAACCGACAAGACCAACGCUGCGUCUUCCUCGGGCAUCGGAGGCAUAGACGAGGAGGAAAUUCGCGGCCGCUUGACUUCGAGAGACCUACGGACGUUGUUGCGUCUCCACUACGAGAAGCCCCAGAGCUGGACACACGAGGUACUCGCAGACAAGUAUGGACUCGACGUCGACACAAUGCGCAGCAUCCUCAGCAGCGUUGGUCCGCCCAACGUGCUGCCUCCAAAAGGAACAUCCGAACACCCGCUCGGUGUGUGGUUCGACGCCCCCGGCCAAUUACCCGCCCAGAGCGAGCAGCAACAGAUCCGCUCGUAGACGUCGUACCGUAAAAUGCCAAUAUUUUAGACACUACGUUACAAUUUUCAUCCAAUCGUAUUAUUUUACAUGAGUUUUCACC
Molecule: messenger RNA, 756 nt
Organism: Phytophthora nicotianae INRA-310
Lineage: Eukaryota; Oomycota; Peronosporomycetes; Peronosporales; Peronosporaceae
Exons: 1
Coding region: 21-674 (217 amino acids)
Biological process (GO): mitochondrial respiratory chain complex I assembly
Cellular component (GO): mitochondrion
Source: RefSeq, a predicted model, not a curated record